CCCCGUGCGCGCCGCGGCCUCCGGGAGACUGGCGCAUGCCACGGAGCGCCCCUCGGGCCGCCGCCGCUCCUGCCCGGGCCCCUGCUGCUGCUGCUGUCGCCUGCGCCUGCUGCCCCAACUCGGCGCCCGACUUCUUCAUGGUGUGCGGAGGUCAUGUUCGCUCCUUAGCCGCCAAACGACUUUUCUCCUCGCCUCCUCGCCCCGCAUGUUCAGGACCAAACGAUCUGCGCUCGUCCGGCGUCUCUGGAGGAGCCGUGCGCCCGGCGGCGAGGACGAGGAGGAGGGCGCGGGGGGCGGCGGAGGCGAGCUGCGGGGAGAGGGGGCGACGGACGGCCGGGCGCAUGGGGCCGGCGGCGCGGCGGGGGCGGCGGCGGCGGCGGGGGGCGCGGGCAGGGCUGGCUGCUGCCUGGGCAAGGCGGCCCGGGGCGCCAAAGGCCACCACCAUCCCCGCCCCGCGGCCGCGGGCGCCGGCGGGGCCGGGGGCGCCGAGGCGGAUCUGAAGGCGCUCACGCACUCGGUGCUCAAGAAACUGAAGGAGCGGCAGUUGGAGCUGCUGCUCCAGGCCGUGGAGUCCCGCGGCGGGACGCGCACCGCGUGCCUCCUGCUGCCCGGCCGCCUGGACUGCAGGCUGGGCCCGGGGGCGCCCGCCGGCUCGCAGCCCGCGCAGCCGCCCUCGGCCUACUCGCUCCCCCUCCUGCUGUGCAAAGUGUUCAGGUGGCCGGAUCUCAGGCAUUCCUCGGAAGUCAAGAGGCUGUGUUGCUGUGAAUCUUACGGGAAGAUCAACCCGGAGCUGGUGUGCUGCAACCCCCAUCACCUUAGCCGACUCUGCGAACUAGAGUCUCCCCCUCCUCCUUACUCCAGAUACCCGAUGGAUUUUCUCAAACCAACUGACUGUCCAGAUGCUGUGCCUUCCUCCGCUGAAACAGGGGGAACGAAUUUUCUGGCCCCUGGGGGGCUUUCAGAUUCCCAACUUCUUCUGGAGCCUGGGGAUCGGUCACACUGGUGCGUGGUGGCAUACUGGGAGGAGAAGACGAGAGUGGGGAGGCUCUACUGCGUCCAGGAGCCCUCCCUGGAUAUCUUCUAUGAUCUACCUCAGGGGAAUGGCUUUUGCCUCGGACAGCUCAACUCGGACAACAAGAGUCAGCUGGUGCAAAAGGUGCGUAGCAAGAUCGGCUGCGGCAUCCAGCUGACGCGGGAGGUGGACGGCGUGUGGGUAUACAACCGCAGCAGUUACCCCAUCUUCAUCAAGUCGGCCACACUGGACAACCCGGACUCCAGGACGCUGUUGGUGCACAAAGUGUUCCCCGGUUUCUCCAUCAAGGCUUUUGACUACGAGAAGGCGUACAGCCUGCGGCGGCCCAACGACCACGAGUUCACGCAGCAGCCGUGGACUGGCUUCACCGUGCAGAUCAGCUUCGUGAAGGGCUGGGGCCAGUGCUACACGCGCCAGUUCAUCAGCAGCUGCCCGUGCUGGCUGGAGGUCAUCUUCAACAGCCGGUAGCCGUGGGCACAGCCGGCCCGGCCCAAACUACUUUGCUGCUAAUACUUCCUCCCGAGUGCUUGCUUUUCAUGCAAACUCUUUGGUCGGUCAGUGUGUUGUUUUUAUGCCCGCCCCCGCCCCCCCGCCCCUCCUUGUCGUUCCUGUUUAUGUUCUGUUUUGUUCUUUGAGAAAUAGCUUAUGAAAAGAAUUGUCCGUGGAGGGAGGCUCUGGGGGGGGGGGGGGCUUGGCUGGCAGGACACCCCGGGAAGAAAAGGGGAAGCAGCCAUCCGCACCACCACACACAGCAUCAGAACGGGCAGCAGGCCCUCACUUUGGGGGGCGGGGGUCCCUGGAUUCCUGUGUCUGGGCGAGUAUGCAUGCGUCGGGCGUCUCCUUCAGGUGUCUGUGCCAGUAGCUUGUGGUCCCCCAUGCUGUGUCCCUCCCUCCUGCCUCUGGACAGGCUCGGGGGACAGAGGCAGGACCCCGGGUAAGCUGGCGGCUGAGGUUCCAGACAGCCAGAAGCCGGGCUCCGUCCCCCACUCUCCAGGGAAUCCCCGCUUCUCCCCUUCUAGGACAUGGGUCUGUCUGCGGGCUUCUUAGAAGCAGCCCCACAAGAGGCUGAACCAGAACCAGUUGUUUCCUCCUUGUCCGACUCCCCUCCAGCCGCCCUGCUGUCCUUGUUGCGUCUCUCCUUUUUGGCCAUCUGUUCCUGGGUAUAUCUGAGAUGGGCUUCCUGAGGGCUGCCCGGCCGCCCCGCCGCACUGGUGCCCACCCAGGGCCCUCUGCAGCCCCUCAGCCUCUCCCCUGCUCUGGUCACAUCAGAUCCCCCCCCCCCC
Messenger RNA from Canis lupus familiaris (dog), 2316 nucleotides. RefSeq names its product SMAD family member 7 (gene SMAD7). NCBI's taxonomy places the organism in Eukaryota, Metazoa, Chordata, Mammalia, Carnivora, Canidae. The record is from RefSeq and is a predicted model, not a curated record. Gene Ontology annotation, cellular component: heteromeric SMAD protein complex. Gene Ontology annotation, biological process: transforming growth factor beta receptor signaling pathway; cell differentiation; anatomical structure morphogenesis. Gene Ontology annotation, molecular function: I-SMAD binding; transcription regulator inhibitor activity.